GCGACGCUCGCGGUGACCACUAGAGGGCAGGCGUUUCCGGGUAGAAGGACCGGUCAACCUGCCACUCAAGGUGGAGGGUUGGGUAGGAAGGACCUUAGGCUUCAGUGGAGCCCAAGUUUCGUCCUUUUAAGUGGAAAUUUCCCCCACCGCCUUUUUCUCGGGAGAAAGCCAAAGAGAGACCCAGGCUACUGGAAAGUCUGGCAGGGGCGGGGACUGUGGUUUUCAGAGUACAGGGAGCGGUUAGAAGGGUGGGGCUGUUCCGGGAAGUGGCGCGGGGGGGGGCGCAGUGCGGGGAGAGAGACUAAAACUAGCGACCUGUUCGCGGUUAUCCAGCUCCCUUAUGUCCUCUCAACUUAUGAGAAGUGGUUUUCAAGGACCCGCAGAGAGAAUAGGAAAAGGGAUCGGAGGACCUAGGGGUGGGCUUCCCUAGUCUUCUUGUCCAGGGUCUUCCUGCGUCCCCCUUCCUCCUCUUGACCGUUGCUCUGGGACUAAAACCAGAACCAGGGGGCCCCAGGUUUCCUCCACAUACACACCUGGGGUAGUCAAGGUUGGUAAAAGUGGGAAGCCACAUGGAGAAAAAAACAGGUUGUCAUAAGGUUGAGUGGAGCCCAAGUACCCUACACAGGAAUGACUGGGGAGGAGGAGGAGGAGGAAAGAAUAGGGGAGGGGGCGGAGUUUUGUUACCUGUUACCUGUCACCUGCUCUGACUGUGCCUAGGGCGGGAGGGGGACUGGUAUAAAGCAGCAGGCACCAGCGCCGGUCCACCUCACACACGCAGCGCCAGCCUUGAGUCUGUUUCUACCCUCUUCCCGCCUGUUCACCACCACCAUGACCCCGGGCAUUCGGGCUCCUUUCUUCAUGCUGCUACUUCUAGCAAGCCUAAAAGUCCACAGCGGCAACUCAGAUCCAGCCACCAGCACUCCAGUCCACAGUGGUGACUCAGACCCCAUCAGCAGCCCUCCAGGGGACUCUACCAGCUCUCCAACUCAUAGUAGCACCUCGUCCCCAGCCACCACACUUCCAGGGGACUCAACCAGCCCCACAGUCCACAGUGGUGACUCAGAUCUAGUCAUCAGCCCUCCGGUGGACUCUACCAGCUCUCCAGUCCACAGUAGCCCCUUAUCUCCAGCCAUGAGACCUCCAGGAGACUCUACCAACACUGAGGUCCACGGUGGCACUUUAUCGGCUCCAGUCACCACAUCCACCAGUUCUCCAGUAGUGCACAGUAGCACCUUGCCCCCAGCCACCAGCCCUGAAGGGGACUCUACCAGUUCUCCAGUAGUGCACAGUAGCACCUUGCCCCCAGCCACCAGCCCUGAAGGGGACUCUACCAGUUCUCCAGUAGUCCACUUUGGCAUCCCAUUGGCUCCAGCCACCGGACCUCCAGAGGACUCUACCAGUGGACCUCCAGAGGACUCUACCAGUACUACAGUCCACAGUGUUGACACAGACUCAGCCACCACCCCUCCAGGGGACUCCACCAGCUCUCCAGUCCACCAUGGUACCUCAGCUACAACUAAUAGCUCUGAAUCAGACUUGGCCACCACUCCAGUUUACAGUAGCAUGCCAUCCUCUACUACCAAGGCUACAUCAGGCUCAGCUGACCACAAUGGCACCCGGCCUUCAGUGCCAAGUCAGCAUCCUAUUUCUCCUACCAUGGCCGCCACCUCCAGCAACAGCACUAUUGCCAGCAGCUCUUACAUUAGCACAGUGCCUUUCCCUACCUUCUCCAGUAACAGUUCACCCCAGUUGUCUGUUGGGGUCUCCUUCUUCUUGUUGUCUUUUUAUAUUCGGAACCACCCAUUUAAUUCUUCUCUGGAAGACCCCAGCUCCAACUAUUACCAAGAACUGAAGAGGAACAUUUCUGGGUUGUUUCUGCAGAUUUUUAACCAAGAUUUUCUGGGGAUCUCUACUAUCAAGUUCAGGUCCGGCUCGGUGGUGGUAGAAUCGACUAUGAUUUUCCGGGAGGGUACUUUCAGUGCCUCUGAAGUGAAGUCACAGCUUAUCCAGCAUAAGAAGGAGGCAGAGGAGUAUAAUCUGACUAUUUCAGAAGUCAAUGUGAAUGAGAUGCAGUUCCCUUCCUCUGCCCAGUCUUGGCCUGGGGUGCCAGGCUGGGGCAUCGCCCUGCUGGUGCUGGUCUGUAUUUUGGUUGCUUUGGCUGUCAUCUAUUGUAUUGCCCUGGCAGUGUGCCAGUGCCGCCGAAAGAGCUACGGGCAACUGGACCUCUUUCCCACCCAGGACACCUACCAUCCCAUGAGUGAAUACCCUACCUACCACACUCACGGGCGCUAUGUGCCUCCUGGCAGUACCAAACGUAGCCCCUAUGAGGAGGUUUUGGCAGGGAAUGGCAGUAGCAGUCUCUCCUACACCAACCCGGCUUUGGCAACCACUUCUGCCAACUUGUAGGAGCAAGUCACCUCACCCACUGGGGGCAGCUGUGGCAGUCUGCUCCCUCAGCGGUCACUGCCAGACCCCUGCACUCUGAUCUGGGCUGGUGAGCCAGGACUUCUGGUAGGCUACUCCCGGCCUUCCUCAGAGGCUUGUCACGCUCCUCAACCUUGGUAGCCUGGUGAAGCCCAGCCCGGCCCUGGGGGACACUGGGGUAGUGAUGGCUCUCAGAAGGACUGGCCUAGAAAACCUGGAGACAGGGAUGGGAACCCAAAAAUGGCUGAAUAAAAGACGGCCUCCUGUUAGUUACGCCA
Messenger RNA from Mastomys coucha (southern multimammate mouse), 2702 nucleotides. It is a transcript of the gene Muc1, whose product is annotated as mucin 1, cell surface associated. Gene Ontology annotation, cellular component: apical plasma membrane. The transcript has 7 exons. Bases 829 to 2406 code for a protein of 525 amino acids. The record is from RefSeq and is a predicted model, not a curated record. NCBI's taxonomy places the organism in Eukaryota, Metazoa, Chordata, Mammalia, Rodentia, Muridae.